UUGCUCGCUAAGUGAUUUAUCUAGGAAUACAGUUGAUCUUCACUGAAAACUUAUGUAUAAUGAAUCUACUUGAAAAAAGGAUUUGGUAAACCAUCAUGAUGGCAGACCUCGCACUCAUUACCAGGGGAAGUAAUGGAGCCGCAGACAAUGGCCAUGUGCAUGGAAACAACAUAGAGAAAUUACCAGGGAACAACAAUAACAGCAUGAAACAUAGAAGGACUCAGACCAAAAAGCCAAGUGAUUCUGAGCCUGCAAAAAGUGGGAAAACAUUUUCAUAUGACUCAUCUGGUGUUCUCAGUAAACAAAGCAACUUUCAGGAAAUCAUUCAUGACAGUGAUUUAUGUAAGGAGUAUAUCAUCAGACGAGGGCGUACUAAUCUGUUGCUGUGGAUUGUGUUCUUCAUUGUCUUUCAUGUUGGUGCUUUAGAGUACUACUUCCAGUUAUAUACAACGGACAAAAGAAUACUCUUUGUUUUGGUUGCGGGCAUUCUCUACUUUUGUGGUUGGACUCUGAAUCGCAAAGUUAUUGAAGAAUCUCUCCUGGUGAUCUCUUGCCUCGGUGUGCAGAUCACAACCAAGUUUGCCUCCGGAAGACAAACCUCUAUAUUCUUCGACAGAAGUGAAAUCAAAGAUAUCAUUAUUCAAGAAUCUAUAUCUAUGCAAUGUAUACUGCACAUACUGUCAAUACUCCUGAAGAAACCAAAUAUGGACGAUCAUCGGCUGUUACCACUUUUCAAACAUACUUUUCCUCGGCUGGAGUUUCUCCAACAGGCUUAUCAAGGGGUGCAAUCUGUGAUGGACUUCAACAAUCAACCAGCACAGGACAGAUGAUGAGCAUCAAACAUAGGAUCAAAUUUGAAUACUUCUAAGGCACUAUUCUGUGGAAUGCGAAAGUUGGAGAUCAAUCAAUAUUCCAAUCUGAACCAGUGAGUGACCUCUACUCAUGAUAGAACUGUUCAAUUUGUGCCAUACUCGAUAGUUGAUGUUUUCAUACCACCUUAAAUUAUUAUUGAUUUAUUGCAUUUUGUGUACAUGAUGCAUUGUACUCAAUGUUCAUAUGUACUUGUAAAAUGCAGCUGUCAUGUACAUGUAAUUUCCAAAUUAUUUGGUGUCAAAGACUUAUUGUGUUUUGUUAGUGUUCAUCUGAGGCAAUUAUUUAUGCUGUAUAGUUUUGGUGCUGUUGCCAAUUUGCAAUCAUGCUGUGUGGUGCCACUUUUAUUUUGAUAUUAUUCUGCAAAAUUUCACUUGUGUAAUACUCGGCCUUCUGUAAAGAUCGGCAGUGGCUAUGCAGUGUCAUAAUCACAGUCUAUGCCAGGGCAAGUGAAAGAUCUCACACAAGUGGACAGUUGCCUUUAGUGGACUCCAUACCUCUGGCAGAAAUCCAUGAUGGUUACGAUGCCGGUAAUGAUAAUGAUGAUGAUGAUGACAAUCUACAAAAUGUUGAGGAAAGGACUGGUUGAAACCAGAUCCUGUAUCUUCACAAAGGUGCAUAUAAAAAAAAUCUUGUUUGAGAAGAUAUCGCUUGCAUUGCCAGUAGUUUAGUUUUUUAAGCCUCAAUCAAUUCGUUAGUUGAAUACAUAUUACAUGUAUUGUUAUAUGUUCACCUUAAUGUACAUUAUCUUUAAUCAAAAUGUAUUUUGUAUGAAAUAAA
Lineus longissimus is the source of this 1650-nucleotide messenger RNA. RefSeq names its product phosphatidylinositol N-acetylglucosaminyltransferase subunit H-like. Gene Ontology annotation, biological process: GPI anchor biosynthetic process. Gene Ontology annotation, cellular component: glycosylphosphatidylinositol-N-acetylglucosaminyltransferase (GPI-GnT) complex. The record is from RefSeq and is a predicted model, not a curated record. The transcript is spliced from 6 exons. The coding region runs from base 96 to 830 and encodes 244 amino acids. NCBI's taxonomy places the organism in Eukaryota, Metazoa, Nemertea, Pilidiophora, Heteronemertea, Lineidae.